Messenger RNA from Esox lucius (northern pike), 3120 nucleotides. RefSeq names its product gamma-aminobutyric acid type A receptor subunit rho2a (gene gabrr2a). The record is from RefSeq and is a predicted model, not a curated record. Gene Ontology annotation, biological process: monoatomic ion transmembrane transport; chemical synaptic transmission; signal transduction. Gene Ontology annotation, molecular function: GABA-A receptor activity; neurotransmitter receptor activity; extracellular ligand-gated monoatomic ion channel activity. Lineage: Eukaryota; Metazoa; Chordata; Actinopteri; Esociformes; Esocidae. The transcript is spliced from 9 exons. The coding region runs from base 258 to 1748 and encodes 496 amino acids. Gene Ontology annotation, cellular component: GABA-A receptor complex; membrane; neuron projection.
GAAACAGCUGUGCAGUUACUAACCAAUAACAAUCCGAGGAAACACCUCGGAGUAUAGAUUCCCAAGCGUUAUUCAAACACAACGUAUAACAUCAACAUCAAACCAUCGCUGUUGCAAUGCAAUGCCUCUCAGAGCACUUGGUUUCCCGUGAGCGAAGAGAUGCGUCUGUAUUUAAAGGCGUGUACCUGUAGGACUAGGCAUGGACUGAACGAGCCUUUUGGAGUCACUUGUGGAAUUUUGGGCUCACGCACGGGACGAUGCCUUAUCUAACUAAACCGCUGCUUUUACUCUUCUGUCUAGUCCUUACCGGGGAAUGCCGUAAGCACGGACACCGAAUACGUAGAUGGACGGGAACCGUGGAGACGGCAAGGAAUGGCCCAGAGUCAGAAAAGCAUGGACCAUCCUUGGCAAAAAAGCCUCCAGAUGUGACCAAGAAUCGCAAGUUGAAGUCAGACCAGCUUCUGAAAGUAGAUGAUCAUGAUUUCACCAUGAGGCCGGCUUUUGGAGGCCCUGCUAUCCCAGUUGGAGUUGAUGUACAGGUGGAAAGCUUGGACAGCAUUUCGGAAGUAGACAUGGACUUUACCAUGACCCUGUACCUGAGACACUAUUGGAAAGACGAGCGCCUGGCCUUUACCAGCUCCACCAAUAAGAGCAUGACGUUUGACGGGCGCCUGGUGAAGAAGAUCUGGGUUCCUGAUGUGUUCUUUGUCCACUCAAAAAGAUCCUUCAUCCACGACACCACCACCGACAACAUCAUGCUCAGGGUCUUCCCCGAUGGACACGUCCUUUACAGCCUUAGGGUGACAGUGACAGCAGCCUGUAACAUGGACUUCAGCCGCUUCCCUCUGGACACACAGACCUGCUCACUGGAGCUGGAGAGCUAUGCCUAUACGGAUGAGGAUCUGAUGCUGUACUGGAAGAGCGGGGAUGAGUCCUUGAGUACAGACGACCGUAUCUCCCUGUCUCAGUUCCUCAUCCAGAAGUUCCACACCACCUCUCGUCUGGCAUUUUAUAGUAGCACAGGAUGGUACAACCGUCUGUACAUCAACUUCACCCUCCGGAGACACAUCUUCUUCUUCCUGCUCCAGACCUACUUCCCCGCCACUCUCAUGGUCAUGUUAUCCUGGGUGUCCUUCUGGAUUGACCGCCGGGCCGUUCCAGCACGCGUUUCCCUGGGAAUCACCACAGUGCUUACCAUGUCCACUAUUAUUACUGGAGUCAACGCCUCAAUGCCCAGGGUGUCUUACAUCAAGGCUGUGGAUAUCUACCUGUGGGUCAGCUUUGUGUUUGUCUUCCUGUCUGUGCUGGAGUAUGCUGCCGUCAACUACCUUUCCACUGUACAGGACCGCAGGGAACGCAAGAUGAGAGAUGAGAUGAGGGAGCGGGCCAGGUCACAGUCGCUGCCCUGUAACUGUGGCAUGUCCCAGACCAGAACCAUGAUCCUGGACGGUACCUACAGCGAGGCGGACACCAACAGCCUGGCCGGCUACACCUCAGGACACAUGGGGCCCGAGGAAGACGUGGAGAUGCCCCGCGAGGUGAUGACCGAGAAGCAGCCUCCUGGGGAACACAUGGUGGUUCAUCUGUCAGUCAGCAGUGAGUCAACGGCCACCAAGAAGAAAGGCAUACGGGCCCUGAGCAUCAUCCAGAACACGCACACCAUCGACAAGUACUCCAGGAUGUUAUUCCCCGGCUCCUAUAUCCUGUUCAACAUCAUUUACUGGUGUUCCUACUGUAUAGGAGCAUGAGGUCAACUACUUAGGUCCCUGGCCUAAAGUAAUGCACUAUAUAGGGAAAAGGGUGCCAUUUGGGACGUGGGCUGUGUUCAUCCAACCCUUGGUUUACAUGGACACUUGAUACCAAUUGCCAAUAUUUGAGAUGAACUAUCGAUUAGGAAAAGACCCAUAUGAGACUGAUCUAGAUGGGUCUGUUCUUAGGAUGUACAGUAUGUUAAGGUGAGGGUGACUCACUCGUAAAAGGAUGAGGGAUUGUCAGAGUUCCGAGAGACUGAGUGCUGGUGGGUUUAAGGAAUGAAUGACUAAACUAAGGGAAAAGCACCAAAGAGAGACUGAAGCCUUUCAUUCGCUUUUGUACAUUUCUUUCAAUAGAUUUUUCGGGGUAUUGACUGCUUCAACUGUGUCUCAGCUGUUGUUCAAAACUCUUCUGUCUAGAGAAUCCUUAUUUCAACAUGUUUUUGUUACCUGGUCUGGGCAUUUGGCAGAUGUAUGUCAAUAAUGUUGUUAGCUUUUCAUUAAGGUCUAUUUCACUAAGUAUUAUUUCAGUCUGUUGAAACAGCGUGGUGUUUGACAGAGUGGAAGUAAAUGUGUCUCAAAUGGCACCCGAUUCCCUUUCUAGUGCACUAUUUUGGGCUGUGGUCAGUGCACUUUAAAAGCAAAGGGGUGCGAUUUGAAGGUGCAAAAGUAAAGUGGUCUGGGUUAUAGGUUCUGCUACUAAUGUAUGUAAAAACUAUGAUGUAACAUAGUGCUAUUGUACAGAAUUAUGUAGGACUACAAUGUAAAUACACCUAAAAAAUUGUACAUAUAUCUAAAGACAAUGUGGCUCAUGGAAUGAUGGUUAGUGGAAUUUCAAACCAUUAGGGAUGUCCUAUGUGAUCAGCCAUCGUAUUCUGAGGAGCUCAUGUAGAGCCGAGAUUACACAUGGCUUGAGAUAGGGUGUGUCCCAAACGGGCCCCUAUUCAGUAUGUAGUGCAACGAAGGGCCCAUAGAGGUCUAAUAAAAAGUAUCGCACUAUGCAAGGAACAGGGUACACAUUGGGACACAAUCAUUGGCAUCUUAAAAGUAUAUUGUUGAUUUUCAAAAGUGAAGAAAAUCAUGUUUUAUUUUGACCAAUUCUGGCAUUACUUGUCAGGUGAGGAACUAGAAAUGAACAACUGUUAGUAAACUGUGGUUUUGUGUCAAACUGUGGGCAGAAGUAAGCUUUAAGUAAAUGGAUUUGUAAGUUACUGAGUUUCUUCACAGGAAUACAGUGAGCAUUAAUGCGUUUUAUGAAUCCAUCAAUUCCUUUAGCAAUUCUAUUUUCAAUAAGGGGUAAUAAGUAACUUAUUUUCCUGUAGCAAUAUGUUAAUAUUGUUGAGGAAGAAAAACAGAAUGUAUUUGCAUA